AAAUCUCCACAAGUCUACAAUGGCUCGUACUAAGCAGACCGCACGCAAGUCCACCGGUGGCAAGGCCCCCCGCAAGCAGCUCGCCACCAAGGCCGCGCGCAAGACCGCGCCCGCCACUGGCGGUGUCAAGAAGCCCCACCGCUACCGCCCCGGCACCGUCGCCCUCCGCGAGAUCCGUCGCUACCAGAAGUCGACCGAGCUGCUCAUCCGCAAGCUCCCCUUCCAGCGCCUCGUUCGCGAGAUUGCUCAGGACUUCAAGACCGACCUCCGCUUCCAGUCGUCGGCCAUCUCCGCCCUCCAGGAGUCUGCUGAGGCUUACCUCGUCGGCCUGUUCGAGGACACCAACCUCUGCGCCAUCCACGCUCGCCGUGUCACCAUCAUGCCCAAGGACAUCCAGCUUGCCCGCCGCAUCCGUGGCGAGCCAACUACAGUCGACAACCUGUGA
Molecule: messenger RNA, 445 nt
Organism: Capsaspora owczarzaki ATCC 30864
Lineage: Eukaryota; Filasterea; Ministeriida; Capsasporidae
Product: histone
Exons: 2
Coding region: 20-445 (141 amino acids)
Cellular component (GO): nucleosome
Molecular function (GO): structural constituent of chromatin; DNA binding; protein heterodimerization activity
Source: RefSeq, a predicted model, not a curated record